Molecule: messenger RNA, 2397 nt
Organism: Lepisosteus oculatus (spotted gar)
Lineage: Eukaryota; Metazoa; Chordata; Actinopteri; Semionotiformes; Lepisosteidae
Gene: asb7
Product: ankyrin repeat and SOCS box containing 7
Biological process (GO): intracellular signal transduction
Cellular component (GO): nucleus; cytoplasm
Molecular function (GO): protein binding
Source: RefSeq, a predicted model, not a curated record
AGUGCAGUAGGAGCACAGGUCUGCAUAUAGUGUAUAGCGCACACAAUAUUGUAAUGCUCUAGGUUUGGGUUUGGCUAUUACGCAUUUAAACUGAACAACAUCCUAACGAAACAGUAUUACUAUUAGACACGGUGCUCCUAAAAGUUAUGUUUAAAGACUAAAUCAGGUGUAAGUUUGCGCUUUUUCGAUAAUUGUAUAUGCCUCUCUGAUAUUGGUGGUAGUCCCUUUUGACGAGGCAAAGGUAGAGACAGUGUUUACAGCUUCACCGGCUUUUUAGUUGACUGUUGCAUUGAGUACUUAAACACAUCAAUGAUAUGUGUGUCAAUUGUCUUGAAUGAUGAUCACCUCUGGAAGAUGCAUUAGUAUGUUUAAAGGGCUAAAAAACUGUGUUGCACAUCAAGAGCUUUGAAACAAGACAAAAAUCUGAAAGUCCUGAUGAAUCCCUUGUAACGAGAUGUAACAGGAUGCUUCAUCACCACUGUCGAAGGAACCCUGAACUGCAAGAAGAGCUGCAGAUUCAAACUGCAGUUGCAGCAGGAGAUGUCCAUACGGUGCGCAAAAUGCUGGAGCAGGGCUACUCUCCAAAUGGCCGUGAUGCCAAUGGCUGGACCCUGCUUCACUUUUCAGCAGCAAGAGGGAAGGAGAGAUGUGUCCGAGUGUUCCUGGAACAUGGAGCUGAUCCAACGGUGAAAGACUUAAUAGGUGGCUUCACAGCUCUGCACUAUGCGGCUAUGCAUGGCCGGGCACGGAUUGCGCGUUUGAUGUUGGAGUCAGAGUACCGAAGUGACAUCAUCAAUGCCAAGAGUAAUGAUGGCUGGACUCCCCUCCAUGUGGCAGCCCAUUAUGGUAGGGACUCGUUUGUCAGGCUCCUCCUGGAGUUCAAAGCUGAGGUCGAUCCACUCAGUGAUAAAGGCACCACACCACUUCAGCUGGCCAUUAUCAGGGAGAGGUCCAGCUGUGUGAAAAUCCUGCUGGACCACAAUGCCAACAUUGACAUCCAGAAUGGCUUCCUUUUACGCUAUGCUGUGAUCAAAGGCAACCACUCUUACUGCCGUAUGUUCCUCCAGAGGGGGGCAGACACAAAUCUGGGGCGCUUGGAAGAUGGACAGACUCCCCUGCAUUUGUCUGCUCUCAGGGAUGACGUUCUCUGUGCUCAGAUGCUGUACACUUACGGGGCAGAUACUAACACCAGGAACUAUGAGGGGCAGACACCAGUGGCAGUGUCUGUCAGUAUGUCUGGAACGAGCCGGCCCUGUCUGGAUUUCCUACAAGAAGUCACAAGACAACCAAGAAAUUUGCAGGACUUGUGCAGAAUAAAAAUUCGACAGUGUAUAGGACUUCAGAAUUUAAAACUUCUUGAUGACUUGCCAAUUGCCAAAGUCAUGAAAGACUAUUUAAAACACAAAUUUGACAGCAUCUGAUCCGUACAGUCUACACAAAGAAAAUGACUGCAGACUUACAUCCUCAAUGAACUCCUAUGCAAGUGCUGACUUUUGUAUGUGAAAGCUCUGAACAAACUUAGAUUUUGUAUAAGCUGCAGUCUUACCUUUGUUUUUCACCCCAGGUUUCAUGAAAAUUUGCUUUAUUAAAGAUUUUUUAUGAAGGUUUUUUCCAUUUUAACAAUAUUCAUACAGCUUAUGGGGAAAACAGAAGUUCUGAAUCUUUAUUCUAUAGGCUAUAUAAAUUAUUUAAAAAUUGUGGUAUCUGUCUGGCUCCUGAGGGCAGCAGUAAAGUGGGAAAAUGUUAUUGAGAAACUUGCUACUUUAUGCUAUUUAAAAAAAAUGAAUUUCAUUGUUUUUUUUAAAUUUAAAUGAAACAUUAUGCUCUGUUAAACAAGUUGUUUUCAAAAUGUUUUCUUAAAAGUAAGGUUUUCUCAGAGUAACCAUUCUCAGAUUGUGUGUUCUGAAAGUAAAUGUUAGCCUUGUAAUUUGAAAUUAUGGACACAAAUUUUUACCUAUUAUAAACUGAGUCUAACCGUAAUUUUCCAAUUCAGCAAUUUUGUGAGAAGUAAUUGUAAUACUGAAAAGUCUCAAAUCUGAAGGCUAUUCACAUUUCAACCUCCUUGACUGCUUUAGGGUAGGCAUUACAAUCUUUCGCUUAUUUCCAACCAAAUACUUUUUUGUCAUGUGGACUAUGUCUAGUUUUGGCAGUAUGCAAUGGUUUCGGAGUGUAGAAUGAUGUUACAUUGUUUUGUAAAGCAGGAUAUAAAAAGUUUAAAUAAUGAUUGAAAAAUUAUUUCUUUCAGUAUUUGGGAAUAAUUGAUUAAUAUUCAGAUACUGCCCAGUCACAAGAGCUUUUCCUAGGUCAUUUUAUCAAGGGUGAAUAUAAAGUGUGUGGACAUCGUGUCUGCCAAACUGUUUUCAUCUGAGUUUAACUUAGCCUGACCUUUUAAUUAAA